Aspergillus tubingensis is the source of this 1677-nucleotide messenger RNA. Its product is annotated as putative ceramide glucosyltransferase. The coding region runs from base 1 to 1677 and encodes 558 amino acids. The transcript has 2 exons. Gene Ontology annotation, molecular function: ceramide glucosyltransferase activity. NCBI's taxonomy places the organism in Eukaryota, Fungi, Ascomycota, Eurotiomycetes, Eurotiales, Aspergillaceae. Gene Ontology annotation, biological process: glucosylceramide biosynthetic process. The record is from RefSeq and is a predicted model, not a curated record. Gene Ontology annotation, cellular component: membrane.
AUGUUAGAGCCUCAGUCGCGUUCGCAACCCCCCGAUGCUGAACCAGCCAUCAACCAUGGCGGUUGGCAGUGGGCUGUCGCGGCCGGUUGGGUGGGAUUGAUUUGGUAUACCGUCGUGGUGGCUGUCUGCAUGCUGGGUUACUUUCAGCUAUGGCACUUUUAUUUGAGGAAACCCCGGAAAUCUUCAUCCGCAUCGGCUUCGAACGCCCCCCACGUCACCGCGAUCCGACCGGUGAAGGGUCUCGAACCCCAUCUCUACGAAUGCCUGGCGUCGACUUUUCGACAGGACUACCCUCGCGAUAAGCUGACUGUUUGCUUCUGCGUGUCCUCUCGCAGUGAUCCUGCCUAUCCUAUCCUCCAGAAACUGGUGUCGGACUUCUCGCAGUUCGAUGCACGGCUUUACGUCGAAGACGAUGACCCGUUACUCCAGCCGGGCCACGUCCCCGCCUACGACUUGGGGCCCAACCCCAAGAUUCGGAACAUGAGUCGUGCCUACCGUGAAGCCAAAGGGGAUAUUGUCUGGAUUAUCGACUGCAACGCGUGGGUCGGCAGAGGCGUCUGUGGACGCAUGGUGGACAAAUUAUGCGGGACUGGUGCCGACUCGACAAAGAGAUACAAGUUCGUGCACCACCUGCCGGUUGCAGUGGACAUGACGGGGACCGCUGGUCUCAGGGAAGAGCAGGAAGCGCUGUUGGAGGCUCACACAAACCGAAACGACAGUCGCGACAGCAGCGAGACCGCCAUGGUCAUGGACCACGGGGCUGGUAUGCUGGCGACCGGUGGUGGCCGCUUGGAAGAACUGUUCCUGUCCUCCUCGCAUGCGAAAAUGUACACUGCCAUCAACACUGUUCUGAUCGCGCCAUGCAUCGUGGGCAAGUCGAACAUGUUCCGCCGCUCGCAUCUCGACUACCUCACUGCGCCGUCUCCGGCAGAUCCCCACCGGCGGAACGCGGGCAUCGACUACUUCUCAGAUAACAUCUGUGAAGACCACCUGAUCGGAGACCUGCUCUGGAGAAAACAGGUCCGCGGGGAGAAAGAGCAAGGAGAGCGCUGGGGCAAACACGCCCUGGUGUUCGGAGAUCUGGCCUUCCAGCCUGUUGCCAACAUGAGCGUGCAGGCGUAUGUGGCUCGCCGAGUGCGGUGGCUACGCGUGCGCAAGUUCACCGUGGUCCUCGCGACGCUGGUUGAGCCAGGCACCGAGUCAAUUCUAUGCUCUUUCUACGGAGCAUGGGGUGCCACGACAGCUCUGGCACAAUACCUCGGAGACCAAGGGUAUGCCAUUGCAGAGGCACUAUCCACCUGGACUGCAUUCUGGGGCUUCUUCUGCCUGAGCAUAGUGACGUGGAUUCUCAUCGACUGGACCGUGUACAUCAUGCUGCACAGCGGCAAGACGGUGGAACUGGACGAAGACACGCCGUCGUUCGCGCGGCCGCCCCAAGGCGUAACGCGGCGGCCCUUCCGGGCGUGGUUCACGGCCUGGCUGGGCCGGGAGAUGCUGGCGUUUCCGAUCUGGCUAUGGGCAGUGUAUGGCGGCGUGACGGUGAUCUGGCGGGAUCGACAGUUCCGCGUAGGAUUGGAUAUGAAAGUGCGGGAGAUUGGGGGAGAUUCUCUCGCAGUGAAGGGGUCAUCGUCUUCACGAUCCAGCUCGUCGUCGUCAUCUAAAGCCCGACGAGACUAA